Athene cunicularia (burrowing owl) is the source of this 1328-nucleotide messenger RNA. It is a transcript of the gene SAXO1, whose product is annotated as stabilizer of axonemal microtubules 1. The transcript is spliced from 3 exons. Gene Ontology annotation, cellular component: cytoskeleton; centriole; sperm flagellum. The coding region runs from base 1 to 1194 and encodes 397 amino acids. The record is from RefSeq and is a predicted model, not a curated record. Gene Ontology annotation, molecular function: microtubule binding. Lineage: Eukaryota; Metazoa; Chordata; Aves; Strigiformes; Strigidae. Gene Ontology annotation, biological process: microtubule anchoring.
AUGAUGCAGAAACCCAUGGAAGGCAUCUCAACUAUGAAGAGAGAUUACAUAUCUCAUGAAGUGUUGCCACGGAAACUUAAACCAUCUGAAAAGAAUGUCAAGAGUGAUGAGAGUAUGGAUUUGACCUCCACUUACAAACAAGAUUAUAAUUCUCACCCUGUCUCUCAAGUACCUCCAUAUCGCCCCCAUGUGACAAGACAGAUCCCCAGCGGCAAGGCUGAUACAAGAACCACUUACAAAGAUGACUAUGUGCUAUGGCAUGAACCAAAGAUAGAGCCAUUUAGACCAAAUGACAGGUUUCACCCAUCAGAAGAAAAAUUUGACCACAGAACCAUUGUCCAGGAUGAAUAUCUCUACAGAGGGCCGGUUGCCACUCAAAGCUGCAAACCUCUGACUCUGGUCCAGAAAACAAAAGCUCCUUUUGAGAAUAUAACUAAUUAUAGAGUGAGUUAUGUGCCACAUCCCCUGGAGAAAUGUUAUGUCCAUAAAAAUGAGAAAUACAACGUCAAUAAGGUCCCAUUUGAUGGCCUCACUACCCACAAAGUUUCUUACAAGGGGCUGGCUGGUCAGCCAGCCAAGCUUGCAAAACCAUACCAGCCAAAGAUUCUCCAUGAUCUUCCAUUUUUCUCUACAACUGAGUUUCAUGAAAAGUACCAAGCUUGGCCACAGGCUCCCUUAUUCACCAAAAAACUUGACGUAUAUCUUCCUCCUCUAGAGAAGAUGGACCUUCACACUACUACUCAGUUACAUUACAAGUACCCAAAUGGCAAGCCAGCCAAGAUGUGUCGAUCUUUGGCCAAGCUUAAAAAAAGUACUGAGCCAUUCAAUAGCUUAUCAAUAAUGAAGGAAGACUAUAAGCCCUGGCUGUGCAAGAGACUAAAACCUAUCACUCAUGCUCCGGAGCUGGCUUUCCCAGCAAAACCAAUGGAUUGCUUGACUACCUUUCAUACCCAUUAUGUGCCACAUCCACUCACAGUUACGAAGAGCUAUAAACCUGCCUGGUCAGGCCCAAAGCACCACACUCUGCUAGAUGCUAAAACUACCUACAAUACCAGCUACACACCAAAGGGCAUUGUUAGAUGCUUGGCUUCUUACAAAAACCCACCUGGUUACAUCUUUGAGGGAGCUGAUGCUGAUGGUCACAAUUUCUAUGUCCCUGCUUCCAAGGGUGAAUGCCUGCAAGGUGGAUACUGAAGGAAGAAGAGUGGAUGCAGCCUUCUUGGAAAUGUAUUCAAAAAACAGGGCUUAAGUGAACUACAAAUGACAGUUUGAUAUUGUUUGUAACCUUUCAAAUCCAUCACUGAUUCCACAUUUGAAGAGCUCUUAAA